This is a messenger RNA of Choloepus didactylus (southern two-toed sloth), 996 nucleotides long. Its product is annotated as UDP-GalNAc:beta-1,3-N-acetylgalactosaminyltransferase 2-like. Gene Ontology annotation, molecular function: RNA stem-loop binding. The transcript is spliced from 3 exons. Lineage: Eukaryota; Metazoa; Chordata; Mammalia; Pilosa; Megalonychidae. Gene Ontology annotation, biological process: DNA integration. The coding region runs from base 16 to 996 and encodes 326 amino acids. The record is from RefSeq and is a predicted model, not a curated record.
UGGCGCUGGUGGCCAAUGCGAAACUGGCUGGUGCUGCUGUGCCCGUGUGUGCUCGGGGCCGCGCUGCACCUCUGGCUGCGGCUGCGCUCCCCGCAGCCCGCCCGCGUCUCCGGGGCCAGCCCGGCAGAUCAAUUGGCCUUAUUUCCUCAGUGGAAAUCUCAUCACUAUGAUUUGGUAGUUGGUGUGUUAUCAGCUCGCAAUAACCAUGAACUUCGAAAUGUGAUAAGAAGCACCUGGUUAAAGCGUUUGAUACAACAUCCAGCAUUAAAUCAAUGUGUGCUUGUGAAGUUCAUAAUAGGUCCUCAUGGCUGUGAAGUGCCUGUGGAAGAUAGGCAAGACCCUUAUUCCUGCAAACUACUCAACAUCACAAAUCCAGUUUUGAAUCAGGAAAUCGAGGCAUUCAGUCUUUCUGAAGAUGCUUCAUCAGGGCUCUCUGAGGACCAAGUUGUCAGUGUGAGCUUCCGAGUUCUCUAUCCUAUCGUUAUUACUAGUCUUGGAGUGUUCUAUGAUGCCAAUGAUGUGGGUUUCCAGAGGAAUAUCACAGUCAAGCUUUAUCAGGCAGAACAGGAGGAGGCCCUCUUCAGGCAGCCUAAAACCAUUAAAACAGAUAAUGGACCUGGGUAUACUGGAAAAAACUUUCAAGCAUUUUGUCAGCAAUUGCAACUCAAGCACAUUACGGGAAUACCUUAUAAUCCCCAGGGGCAAGGAGUAGUAGAACGAGCACAUCGCACCCUAAAAAAUGCCCUGUGCUGUCUAGCUGAUAGCACUCUCAAUCUCACAAAACAAUGCCCUCGAGAUCUUUUACAUCAUGCUCUUUUUGUUCUUAACUUCGUAACUCUGGAUAAUGAAGGGCACUCUGCAGCUGAUAGACACUGGCAUCCCAAAACACGAACGCAGCAAGCCACCGUUAUGUGGCGCGACCCCUUAACAUCAAAAUGGAAUGGGCCCGACCCCCUGGAUUGGCAGCCGUUGCCCCAGAACAUUGGAACCCGUUAG